AUGGAUGCUGCUGACGCUCUGGUUGAUAGAUUCUUCUCUUGGGUGGAGCUACAGAAAGAAUGUGCUGACAAACUGGACAAACUGGCUGAUGAGUUGGAGGAAACACAGAAGAAUGUUAACACUGCUAAAGUUGUGGGCAGUUCUCUAUCUGUGGGUGGAGCCGCUGCCAUGACUGCAGCAGGUGUAGCAACCAUGAUCACAGGUGGAGCAGCACUACCUGUUAUAGCUAUGGCAGGUGGAGCAGCAUCCUGGGCUGGUUUAGCUACUGACGCAUCGUGUGAUGUUGUAAAUCUCACCAGAGCAGAAAAAACCUCGGAAGAGGCUGAAGAAGUUGUAGAGAAGAUUGAGAAUCUUCAUGAGGAGAUUGACAAACUUUUGGAGUCACUGAAAAAGGAAUUUCAGAAGAAAGAAGAUCACGAUGACUCCUGUAGUGAUGAUCACCUGAUGGAGAGCAUCCUGAGAGAAAUGGCCAAACGUAACGGACUGAUAGUAGAUGACACUGUCAGUUUAAAGAAGAUCCUGGAAGAUCACGUUCAGUGUCUGAAGCCAGUGAUCUUGUCUUUCUUUUCAUUAGAAAUCUCGGUCACUGCAACAGUCAUAGCCAAGUCUGUGAGAAAGUUACUGACAAAAGGAGGAACAAAAGCAGCAAAGGGAGUAGCGAAGAGUGUAGCUGGAAAAACAGCAGGAAAAGCUGUGGGACGUAUGGCAGGAGGAAUACUUGGACUUCUGUUCUCAGUUCCAGAGCUGAUUGAGAACUGGAACAACAUGGACAUCUGUGAGACAGAAGCCAGUAAGAGCCUGAAAGAGAACGCUAAGGCCAUACGGACCGAGUCUGAGAACAUGAAGAAAGGCCUUCAGGAAAUCCUAAAUGUCUUUCGGAGGUUAGCCAAAGUUAAAGACUGCAUAGACAACAGGACGAGGAGCAGCGAUGACAAGAAAGAAUUAAUAGAGUUUGCAGUGGAACAUUGCAAAGAUGAAGAUGCUCUGCAGUGGCUGAGAGAAAACUCAGAGUUUGAAACUUUCUUCAAACUCAUUGAUUUGUUUCGAUUCUUGACAAAAAAAAAGGAAGAAAAGAAGCUCCACUCCAACAACAUUGACAUCACCUUUGUAGCACAUGGAUCGAUCACAGACUCCAUGAUAUCAGCCAACUGUUUGCUGCCUCUGUCCAAAAUCACUGAUGUGGUCCUGUACUCUCCCUGGAACUGUGCCAUCGAUGCUAAAGUAGCCUACGGUGUUGCUACAGGACUCAUAGAGCCUCAGCACAGAGUUUUCAGCUGUGAAACUCCUGAUCAGGAACGUUGUUGCUGCUGUCAUUGUCGCUCCUGUAGAAAUAAAAAAGUCUGUGAAGUUCCUGAUGCAGAUCAUCAACCCACAAAACGUCCAGAUGAGUGGAACUCCAUGAAGAAGGCUGGAGAUCGAAAGAUUCCUAACAUCAUGCUGCGUCCACUACGACAACGCAAGGACGGUGCUUGGAAAAAUUUUGAGAUUCUCAAGGAUAAGUAUUGUGAACCUGAGGGAAACCGCAUCAUUGUCCCAUUUAUCUUCCCAGGGAGGAGAAAAGAAGAAGUCCCAUUCUUUGUUGUCUCCUUGGCUCUGUCUCAGGUGCUCCUGUUCUCCAGGUUUCAAGCCACACUCCAUCUCACUGCCUGUUUGGGAAAAAUAUCCAGAGAAAUAAAAAUUGAUGAAGACACCCUGAAGGAGCAGUAUGCCUGCACCAUCGACAGCACAAGAAUGACAUCUUCACAAGGCAAGCCACGACAAAAGAACAAAAGAUUGUUCAAAGCUUUUAAAGUUCUGUUUGGUUAGACAUCCUGCAUUUCUCAAAGAUGAAAGAAAUUGUAGAGUCAUAAGGUGUUGAAAGUUAUUUUUUGUCACAUACCCACCUUGGUCAGUCAGACCAUCUUUUUUCUUCUCCAUUUCCCCGCACACAAAAACCUUAAGACCAACGGGCAGAACUGCUAAAGUUUGGCUGGAGGGAGCUGUCUCUUAUCUACAGGACUCUUCCAUUCUGUCACUUGAAAACACUGAAUUCAAAAUCUGUCCCCUCAUCUGGAGGAAAACACAUCAUCCGUGCUGUCCUACAUUAACUUCACUGUAGGUGUAUCCAAAUGAGAAACCGUGGAUAAACAGUGAAAUCAAGUGACACCAGGUUUCAAAUGUGCAAACUAUGAAUAGAGGAGGACCUUAGUGCUAAUACCUGUAAUACCUGUACAUCACAGAUGUUUACACAAAUCAACGACUCUGUCAGCAUGGUAGAGGAACUCAACUGCUUUUUUGCACGAUUUCAUAGCUGCAGUCACAACCCAGUCAUAAACCAACAGGUGACAACCCAAGGUCCCCUCCUCUACUCACUCAUCAACUCAUCAGGUACAGCUGCCUCUCUGUACCAUCAACACAAGGAAAGCAGCCGGUCCUGAUGGAGCGCAUGGAUGCUUGCUACAGGCCUGUGCUAACCAAAUAACAGAGGUAUUCACUCACAUCAACAUCUCUCUGUCCUCAUGCACAUUAGCUGCUUGUCUCAAAUCCAUGACCAUUACACCUCUGCUCAAACAAUCCACAGUAAACUGUCUCAAUGAUUAUACCCCGAUAAUUUCAAAAUGCUGAAAUGACAGAUACUCAAACUAAGGAACCCACCCCAGAUGAUCCAGAUCAACAUCAGUUAGUCUACUGAGCAAACAAAUCAACUGAAGAUGCUAUCUGUGUGGCUCUCAACACUGCCCUCACUCACCUAUUUAGAUAUAUGUAUAUAUAUAUAUAUAUAUACAUAUCUGUCUAUAUCUAUAUCUAUAUGUGUGUGUGUAUUUAUGUUACGACUUGAAAGGUGGGACGUUCUUUAAAUUUGAACAAAAUCACAUAAGCCAAUAUUUAAUUCACAACUGAAGAUAAAUAAGAUAACAAAUGUUUAAACUGAGAAAUGUUACUAUUUUAAGCACAAAACAAGCUCAUUUUAAAUUUGAUGCCUGCUACAGUUCCCAAAAUAGUCAAAUGGCUGAAAAAGCAAGAAAGUUCCAAACGAUUCAGCUGGGAGAAGAUGUAACAAGUAAUUAACCCUAACAUGCAUGAAUUAUGACAACCUCAAUCAGGAUUUUUUCUUAAGUAUUUUUAUUCAUCUUUAGGCAUGAAAAGAUGAAUAAAAAUACAACCAGUGGGUAGCAGGUAUGGAGUGACACUUCAGUGUCCAAUGUAGUGGUUUAUGUGCAAAUAUACCAUCAAAACUGACACAAAUACAAGAAAACAGCCUUUGAAUAGCUGCCCACUGUGACUACUAUGCGUGAAAGGGUUAACUGAUGUCAGGUUUGUGACACAACUGCCUGUAAAAGGGAUGUCUCAGUAAGGCAGCGUCUCUCAAAAGUAAAGAUAGACAGAGGCUCUCCAAAGUGUGAAAGAGUGUGUAAAAAGAUUGUGGACUACUUCAAAAACAAUGUUCUUCAAUGUCAAAUUAUAAAAGGCUUUCCAACUCUCAUUAUCUACAAUGCAUCAGAUCAUCAAAAGAUUUAGAGAAACCGGAGAUGUCUCUGCGCACAAGGCCCGAAGACCUUCAUUGGAAACCCGAGGUCUUCGGGCCCUCUGACGACAUUCCAUUACUCAUCGGCGUGAUUGCGUCCCUGACAUUACUAAAUGGGCCCAGGAAUACUUCCAGAAACCACUGCUGGUAAACACAAUCCACCGUGCCAUCUACAGAUGCCAACUAAAUCUCUGUCAUUUACAAAGGAAGUCAUAUUUGAACAUGCUCAGUUCAAAAGCCAGCGUCUCUGAUGGUAUGGAGUGCAUAAGUGCAUAUUGUUUGGGUAGCUGACAUGUUUUGAAAGCAACUAUGAAUGCUGAAAGGUGUAUAAAGGUUUCACAGCAACAUGUGCUCUCCUCCAGAUGACGUGUAUUUCAGCAGGACAAACCACAUGCAGCUGUUACAUCAGCAUGGCUUUGUCAGAGACAAGUCCAGGUGCUGAAUUGGCCUGCCCCAUCAGUCCCAGAUAGAGAAGAUUUGGCACAUCAAUUAAAAAAAAAAAAAUAUGUCAAAGACUACCAUGAGCUCUUCGGCAGGUGGAAACCUAUAUCAGGAAAGAAUGGGACUCAAUUCCACCCCAAACCUCCAGAAACAAUAACGCUGAUCCCCAGGUGUCUUCAGACUGUUUGAAAAGAAGAGGGGAUGUUACACCGUGGUAAACAUGCCCCACCCUGACUAUUCUGAGACCUGUAGCAAAUAUCCAAUCUGAAAUGAGCCCAUUUUGUGUAUAAAAUAGUAAAAUGUCUCCAUUUAAAUGUUGGUUGUGUUAUUUAUGUACUGUUGUGAAUGAAAUAUUGGCUUGGAUGAUUUGAAAGUCUUGUUUUUCAUUUCUCUCAAAUUUAAAGAACGUCGCAACUUCUCUGGAGUUCGGAUUGUAUCUAACUGUUAUGCAGCAUGUGAGGGAGUACAUCUAUAAUUUUAGCAUGCUUGCAUAAUAACAAAACAUUUUGAUGACCUACAACAAAGAGCUGAAGCAAAUAGACACAUAAAUAUCUUUUCCCAGGUUUCUUUAUCCAGUUUCAGCCAACAUUGCAAACAAGACUUGCAGCUAAUAGUGGUGGAAGGGGACAAGCUAAAGAAGGUGAACAAAAAUCGUUGGUAAAAACAGACAAAACUGAGAAAACAACAGUGGACGGGAUGGUGGCUGAGGAGCACACUGUCUGUAAUGAUGCCCAUGACCUAAACUUGGCAGUGGACGUGGAAGAUAGAAUUGUCGCCAUCUGCACAGACAUUAGGUUGAUGGCUGCAGAGGUGAUGUCUGAAGCUAGGCAACAUAAUAACCAAUCUGAAGACAACAGCUGACAGCGUGGGGGAAACUUUGUAUACUUUCACAUGAAUACCCUGCAGAAAUGUUGGGAAAGAGUCGCAUCAGAUGGAGAACUGCAUAACAUUUUACAUUUUAUUAGCCCUAAAUUAAAGUAUGUCCAGAUGGGUGAAAGUUACCUUCUACUGAGAGAAGGUAACAACGCUAACACAGACUGUACUUGGAAGUGAGAUUGACUUUUCUUUUGUAUGAAAUAUUCUGAGCAGCUUACCUGUCAAAGAUAAAUACCUUAAGGAUUUUGGUUCAGCCAGUAACAAAAGAACAGUUUUGACCACGAAUGGUUGAAAUGUGACCCAACUAAGAAUGACUAGACUGCCAUGUUGAGUAAUAUUGAGACAAAUACUUUUUUUUUUCCAAUUUACAGGCGGAUCCAUUCCCUAAAAAAAAUCAUUGAAAUGGAUGCAUUAUACAUACCAAUCAUAUAUCUCUAGUGCUACUCUGAAUACAUGUGUGACCAACAGGUGCUGUGCCUCAGUUUGUUCUAUUUGUGAAAAAUAAAACUUUUUCUUUUUUAGUGCAUGCUGAAUCUUGAAUACUGAGUGAUACUGAAAAGCAGAAAAUUGUUCUGAGUUCAGAAAAAUCCAAAUGUGAACUUCUCUUUGAAAAAUAUGGACACUGUGUCCUCGGGGCUGAAGAGAGGAGGGACCACCCAGCGUGAGGGGAAAAUAGCAGAAAGAAUGGAGUUAGUGAGCUGCUCUCUGUAAAGGCCAGAGCCCCAGAGGGCCCAGUGCCUCUGUCUUCAGUUAUGUUCGGUUUCUGUUAGCACGUGACCCUGGAGAUCUUUUGGUCUUAAAAUAAAUUACUAAUUUUUUUUAUUGAUUAAACAGAAGUGUGAGUGACAUUUGCACAUAAAUAAGUGACAUAAUAUUCAGUACUUAGUUUUAAGAGUUUCCUCUUUGGCCACCCCACUUCAGCCAUCUGCUGUUUUUUUUGUUUUUUUCGAAAAAAUUGUCCACACCCACCGCCGCGCUAUGAAUUCUGGGAUAGGUUUGGGCCACAAGGGAUACACCCGACCCAUCCUUCAAAUUCGGGGAAAUGAAGGACGGAUUUGUCGGCAGCAUUUGGAGCAGUCUUCGAUUUGGGACAGCCUUCGUCGCAUGGUGACAUAAUCGGACUUCAAAUGUGGCCUCCGAAGGAUGCAGCCCCUGAAUUGGGAUUCAGCGGGGGUGUCUAAAUUCAUAGGAUGCAUCCUCCUAAGGACCUGGCCUUCGCAGUCUACGUGGGCCGGGUCCUCUGAAGACCGGGUAGGCCGGAAGUGAGCGGCUGUGAAAUGGGACGGUCUAGCCUUCAGAUUUGCGUCACCGCUGUCUUGUUGGAGUUUAAUAACCUUAGCGGUCUGCUCCUUGGUAUCUAAAAUAUAAGAGGACACUGGUGUAAACUCUCAACCAUCUCACUGUCUGAUAACAAAGAACAUUAAAACAUUACU
Molecule: messenger RNA, 6255 nt
Organism: Oreochromis aureus
Lineage: Eukaryota; Metazoa; Chordata; Actinopteri; Cichliformes; Cichlidae
Exons: 3
Coding region: 1-1806 (601 amino acids)
Biological process (GO): lipid transport; lipoprotein metabolic process
Cellular component (GO): extracellular region; membrane
Molecular function (GO): lipid binding
Source: RefSeq, a predicted model, not a curated record